Molecule: messenger RNA, 5173 nt
Organism: Octopus bimaculoides (California two-spot octopus)
Lineage: Eukaryota; Metazoa; Mollusca; Cephalopoda; Octopoda; Octopodidae
Product: potassium voltage-gated channel subfamily KQT member 1
Biological process (GO): potassium ion transmembrane transport
Cellular component (GO): membrane; voltage-gated potassium channel complex
Molecular function (GO): voltage-gated potassium channel activity
Source: RefSeq, a predicted model, not a curated record
GCACAUUUAUACAUUAAAAAUAUUAGUUUUUAAACAGAAAAUCCAAUGAAAAUAUCUAAGCAUGCAACCUCACAAAUGACAGCAACCCCAGCCAUCACAACGACAAACAGCAACUAACAAAAGCAACAAUGCCAGUGUAACACCACCCGUCCUUUACCACUGAUAUCCCCGACGACACCAUUGUCACUUAAGAAGGAGAAGUAAGUGAUCCAUUAUGCUUUCUUUGUUUUCUUUCUUCUUUGAUGCCUAUUGAUUGCCUCUGUCACAGUUAAGAAAAGAUAAAAAAGCAAAAACAAAAAAAAAAUAUAUAUAUAUAUAUCGUGCGCUGUGUAUAUGAACUGAACAAACUUGCGUGGCACCACAUUGAUGACAGGCUGUCAUCUGCUCAACAGUUCCACUGAGAUGGAAUGGUGCUUCCACACUCAUCUCUCAUCUCUCGUUGCUUUCAUAAAAUUACUGCUUUUAUAACACUUGGAUUUUUCCGAAUGAAAGAUUGUUUCGAGGAAGAAACAGUAAAAUAAAAAAGAAAAAGAAAAAGAAUAAUUUCAACAGGAAGGAAAGUAAUAAGCAAUCAAAAGAAGGAGCGAGUGAAUUAGAGAAGUAGCAGAAGACCAUAAACAGCAGCAACAACAACAACAAUAAUUGAUACAUAUAUAUAAAAGUAACUGGUAUUAUAUACACUAUCUGAUUUUUGUUUUGGAUCUUGCUAUUUCUAUCACGCAAUACACUAUUUUGGUCUAUCCACUUCUCUGUUGAUCUGUUUAUCAAUCUUUCUAUCAUUUCUCUAUUUAUAUCUAUCUCUCUAUCUCUGUUAUCUGGCUGUCUGUUUCUCUCUCUCUAUCUACCUCUCUGUCUCUCUAUCUAUCUCUUUCUCUCUCUCUCUCUAUCUUUCUCUCUAUCUAUCUGUCUGUCUAACUAUCCACCUAUCUAUCUCACUAAAAUCUCUACACAUUUUCUCUCUCUCUCUCUCCAUCUCUCUCUCUUUCUAUUCAUCUAUCUAUCUAUCUGUCUGUCUACCUAAAAAUCUUUUUUUUUUUUUUUUUAAAUCAUAGAAUGCUAAACCACUGUCAUAAUCUAAAUUCUGCAAAAUAAAAAAAAAAAUGAAGAUGAUUUCAGUACAACUUCAGAAUUGCUUACCUUACCAUAAAUUCACAAAUAUUCAAAAACAAAAACCAAAAAAUACAAAAAGCACAAAAAGACACUAGGGCUCAUGAAAGUUAGUAUACUUAGUAAACUUCCAUGUACUUUUCUCCUAGUUAAAAUCUCUGAAACAAAAGAAAAUCUGAGAAAAAUCUCAGGUCGCACUACUGUUUUUUUUUAUUCAAUUUUGGAAGUCAACUGUUCUCUCGGCUGAAAGUUCAAAAAUAGAAUAAAAGGAACCGUUUCACUGACUUAGUAAUAGUCACGGCUGUCAAAAUUUUCCAUUUUCACUUUCUUAGAACUCGAAUUAUUUUUUCACCUGUAUAAGAAAUCUCUGCUGGCUUUGAGUCAUUGCAGAGGUUAUUAUACAUACACCCAUACACACCUCUCUUUCCUUCUCUCUCUCUCUCUCUCUCUGCAUGUGCGUGUGUGUACAUAAAGAGAAUAUAUAUAUAUUCACUUUAAUUUCUCUCUCUCUCUAUCGCUCUAUUUAUCUAUCCAUCCAUCCAUCCUUACAUACAUAAGCACAUACAUACAUACAUAUAUACAUACAUACAUACAUAUAUAUAUAUAUAUAUAUAUAUAUAUAUAUAUAUAUAUAUAUAUAUGCAUUCACACAUACGAACACACUUUCUUGAGCCAUGUAUGCACAGACACAUACAGGCACACACAGACAUACAUCUAUUUGUGACACACACUAAAAAAUCGUUACAAAAAAAUUCUCGAACAAACUAUGUUCUUAUGUUUUUUACUCUAACAUUCUAAUACCAAGUGACAAAAGGAGUCAGCAUAUGUGGUCACUCAAGUUUACAAAAUUACAGAGCAUGUAUAGCUGUUCUGAACAAUGAGAGAACAUACUACUAGUCUGGCAAUGCUAGUGCCGGUGCCAGUGAAUUAUACAAAUGCCGACAAAUGGAUUGCAGUUAGAUUUUACUUCAAUCACACAGCUGCCUCAUGCUCAUGGUGAUGAGCAGCAAGAACAGAAUGGGUCUGACACAGAGGGUGAAACAACCACUUGUGGAGGGAAUAGUAUCCUAGCUUGUAAGUUUGGAAUGACAAUUAAUCGACUGUUUUUUACUGGGAAACGCAUGAGGGCAAAAUCUGGUAUGAAGUCCUCUAUCCAAGGAAGAGUGUACAACUUUUUAGAAAGACCUACUGGAUGGAGAUGUUUCAUAUAUCAUUUCACUGUAUUCAUGAUGGUCCUAAUCUGUCUUAUAUUCAGUGUAUUGUCCACAAUUGAACAAUAUGCAGAAUUUGCAAAUGAAACUUUAUUUUGGAUGGAAAUUGUGUUGGUUUUAUUCUUUGGGAUAGAAUAUAUAGUGCGUUUGUGGUCUGCUGGAUGUCGUAGUAAAUACAUGGGUCUCAGAGGACGCAUACGUUUUGCUCGCAAACCAAUCUCCAUUAUAGACUGCAUUGUUGUAAUUGCGUCCAUCUUUGUCCUGUGUGUUGGUUUCAAUGGGCAGGUUUUUGCUACUUCUGCCAUCAGAGGAAUUCGAUUUCUCCAGAUUCUACGAAUGCUACAUGUGGACCGACAGGGAGGUACCUGGAGAUUACUUGGCUCUGUUGUUUACAUCCACAGACAGGAACUAAUAACUACACUGUACAUUGGUUUCUUGGGGCUAAUAUUUUCAUCCUAUUUUGUUUACCUUGCUGAGAAAGAUAACAGCAACAAAGAGGGAGAGUCAGCUUUUAGCAGUUAUGCAGAUGCACUUUGGUGGGGUGUGAUAACAGUGACCACAAUUGGAUAUGGAGACACAGUACCCCAAACAUGGAUGGGACGAAUUGUUGCCUCAUGUUUUUCUGGGAUUCUCGGUUCAGGAUUUGCUUUGAAGGUUCAGCAGAAACAGCGCCAAAAACAUUUUAAUCGUCAAAUACCAACAGCAGCCAAUUUAAUACAGUGCCUAUGGAGAUGUCAGUCUGCAGAACCAUCAGUCAAUUCAACAGCUACGUGGAGGAUGCAUAUGCAAGACAGUCAAAGAUUUAGCCAAUCAUGUCAAAUAAAUUCCAAUGCUUCGAAUUUCUUCCGAGUUGGACGCCGUACUAGUCUAUUAAAGAAGCGGACACUUCACCGACCUAUCAACACAAACAACAGUAUACUAGACAGAGAGGAUAGCUGUUCUUCUCUUCCAGGGUUGUUUGAAACUACAAAUAAACCAACAACACCAACUAAAUAUGGCAGUGGCAGAGAAAACAUAGUCAAAAUGUGCAUACCACCAGAGAAUAGUGAAAAUUCAAUGGAUGAUGGUGAUAAUGAAACAGAGUCUUCCAGAGUAUCUAAACCUUAUGAGUUAACCAGUGAACACAAAACAAUGAUUAGAAUUAUUCGAAAGAUCAAAUUUUUUGUAGCAAGACGGAAGUUUCAACAAGCUCGGAAGCCAUAUGAUGUACGUGAUGUUAUUGAACAAUAUUCUCAGGGGCAUCUUAACAUGAUGGUUAGAAUUAAAGAACUCCAAAGACGACUGGAUACGACUUUGGGGAAGCCAACAUACUUUGGUACACAUAGAGAGAAAAUGACUCUCUGUGCAAAAGUCAAUAUUAUAGAAAACCAAGUUAUCAACAUUGACAGGAAAAUGGAUCAAGUCUUACUGAUUUUGAACAUGAUGUCUAAAACACGUUGUCUGGAGUUUAAUGGAGACAAAAGUCACAAGAGCAGUUAACAAAUGAUGACUUAAUCAGCAGAUACAUUUUAAAAGAGAAAUAUGGUGGCAUAUUUCUGGGACAAUAAAUCCACCACCUUACCUACCUUCUCAUCUCAUCAAAACUCAUUAUCAUUAUUAUAAUUAGAAUGAUGGAUUGGCAGAAUUGUAAGAGAGCUGAGUAAAAUGCCUUGUGAUAUUUAGCUACUGCUCUUUACAUUCUGAGUUCAAAUCAUGCCAAGGUAAACCUUGCCUUUGAUCUUUUUAGAGUCAAUAAAUUAAAGUACCAGUCAAGUACUGGGAUCAAUGUAAUUGACUUGUCCCCUUCCCCUCAAAAUUGUUUCUGAUUGUGCCUAAUGUACUUAAAUUAGAAACAAUAAUUAUCAUCAUAAUUAUUCAUGAUUAUCAUUCAUCACUUGGUGGGUUGAUAUAUACCUGUUAUAGACUGCCUUACCUUUAAUGGGUCUUGUACCUCUUCAAAGGAAAUCACUACCAGUGGCAGAAUCAGAAGAAUGAUGGACAAAAUACCUAAUAGCAUUUAGUUUUGUUCCAUCACAUUCUAAGUUCAAAUACAGCUAAAGUUGACUCUGGUCAACUGUCUCUUACUCCAAAAUUCGUGGCCUUGUGCAUAUGUUGUAUAUAGCUGAUGGAUUGGCAGAAAGAGUAGAGUGACAGGUAAAAUUCCUUGUGGUAUUUACUACAGUCUCUUUACAUUCUAAGUUUAAAUCCCACUGAGGUUGAUUUUGCCUUUCAUCCAUCUGGGCACAUUAGAGAAAUUACCAGUAAAAAACUGUGAUUGAUUUUAUCGGCUGCUCCAAAAACUCAAAAUUUGUGGUGAUGUGCCUGUGUGAGAAAUCAUUAUUAUUAUUUAUUAUUAUUAUCAUUAUUAUUAUUAUUAUAAUUGUUAUGAUUUUUAUAUUCCUUGUUUCAAGUUUGAAUCCUACCAAAAUCAAUUUUGCUGUUCAUGUCUUCAGGAAAGAAGGGUUGAUAAAAUAAAUACCAAUCAUUUACUGAUGUAGAUGACUGUUUUCUAUCAACUAUACACCCACCCAAACAAAUUAAUGUGUCAAUGUAAGAAAUCAUUAUCAUUUACCCAUAUAAUACUGUAUUUUACACUGAACUAAGUUCAAAACCUGAUUUCAAUGACGACCCCAUAUUUGACUGCAUAAAAGACACAUGGGUGUAGUUGAUGCGCCCCAAUUUCAACAGCACACAAUCAGGAAAAAACUGUUUUCAGUCCAUUGGAGCAUGUAAUAUAGGCCUGACUUCAUGUAAGAAAAUAUGGGGUAAUUUCUGAGACAUUUUUGGUAGGGAAAAAGUAUAUCUUGUAUGCCAUCAAAUAUGGUACAUACAUAUAUGUGUGUGUGUGUAUAUAUAUAUAUAUAUAUAUAUAUAUA